Molecule: messenger RNA, 1269 nt
Organism: Malurus melanocephalus (red-backed fairy wren)
Lineage: Eukaryota; Metazoa; Chordata; Aves; Passeriformes; Maluridae
Gene: SPTSSB
Product: serine palmitoyltransferase small subunit B
Exons: 2
Coding region: 370-612 (80 amino acids)
Biological process (GO): ceramide biosynthetic process; endoplasmic reticulum organization
Cellular component (GO): serine palmitoyltransferase complex
Molecular function (GO): serine C-palmitoyltransferase activity
Source: RefSeq, a predicted model, not a curated record
CGUUUCUGUGUGUUUUUCCUCCAGGAUGAGGCCAUAGCUCACCGCAGACCCCCUGAGCCGCAUUCCUGCCCCAUCCCUGCCCCUCGCAGAACCCACARCAACGCAGCCCCACGGGGCAGAGCUGUUCGGGGAGGCUCCUCGGGCACGGCAGCCGCUGUCAAUAUUUUUGUUUUGCCGGCUGGUUCCUCCCCCGCUGCCCGGGCUGCUCUCCAAGGUGUCCGGAGCGCCCCGUGGCCGCGGCAGAUCCGAGCGGGGCGGGGUGCGGAGCGCUCUGUAAUUGAGCAUCAAAGCUGCUCCUUCUGCUCCCCAUCCGCACAGCAGCUGCUCCCUGCCCAGGACGCGUGCACGGGAAGGCUUUGGGCUGCUGGGAUGGACGUGAAGCGCGCCUGGCGCUCUCUGUACUGGCUCUUCUGCCAGUUUGAGCUGAUCACCUGCAGUUACCUGAUGGARCCCUGGGAGAAGGUUCUCUUUUACUCCUUCAACCUGGCCGUGCUGGGGCUGCUGUUUUACACUGCCUAUGCCUGCCUGGCUGCCCAGUUGGGCUCAGUUUUCCAGCUGCUGGGAAGCUUCCUGGGCAACCCGCGGCACAACGCCCUCGCCGUGGUGAAAUAAAACCAUUUUGGGACCACAUCAUUUCCCUCACAUCCCGAUUUCAUCCCAUAGCAGGCACAAAUGCUGCUCUGCUCUCUCCUCGUGAUCUUCUCUGACAGCGAUUUUGCCAAAAAAACCCCUCCAAUCAAUCCCUGUUUGCUUCUUUGAGAGCUUCCGAUUUUAACAACUCACUGGAAUUAUAGAGGUGGGAUUGGGACAGGAACAACCCCCCUGAAGAUUUUGUUAUUCCAGGGAAAGCUGGAAAUUGGAAAGUUUUCAUCUGGAGAGAUGAUUGCAUGGAUUUGUUCUUGUCUGCCSGAAGAAAUGUGCACACAAAACCCCUGGACAAGUGGGGGCUGCUUCCCUUGRCUUGCUGUGGUUUUAUGGAAUGAUUUCAAUAUUUACUUAUUCUCCUUGAUUAUUUUAUACAUUGAAUCACUCUACUGCUUUGCUGUCAUUAAGCAAAUAAUGCAGUUGAUUCAUUAAAAAUGUGAGGAGGUGCUGCUGUGAAAAAUGAUAGUGAAAUUCUCAGAUCCUGUAACUUAAUAAAAACAGAUAAUUUUUUAUUUACUUUUAGAAGAUGAGUAAAUCGUUUGUUAUCAUAUAGGGAACUAUAGAUUCACUUGUGGUAGGGUUUCAGCUGAAAAUAAAGCCCCUAAAAAUUGUAAAAAUACAACG